GAGGCGGCGGCCACCGCGGCGGCGCUGGCGGUGGCGGACGGCGGGGAGGGCGCGUGGCAGCGCCCCGCGGGGGUGUUCGAUCUCCCGUGGCAGAAGUGCCGCAACGGGCUCGGCUUCGGCGGCUGCUGCGGGUGGGAGCUCCGCGACGUGUUCUUCCGCUCGCUCGUGGACGGGCGCGCGGCGGCGAUCGGGGUGCCAGGCGACCGCCUCUCCCCGCCGCCCAGCAAGCGGACGCUCUUCGACGACUUGGACGCGUGGCUCGCCGCCGCCGGCGACGGCGAGGUGGACCCGCUCUGGCGCUCCGUGCUCGAGGGGGCCAAGCCCGCCGCAUGA
Messenger RNA from Setaria italica (foxtail millet), 333 nucleotides. RefSeq lists its product as uncharacterized. The transcript has a single exon. The record is from RefSeq and is a predicted model, not a curated record. Lineage: Eukaryota; Viridiplantae; Streptophyta; Magnoliopsida; Poales; Poaceae. The annotation marks the transcript as partial.